AUGCUAGAAAAUGUUGCAGGAGCUCGUCAACGUGAUAAAGAAGAUCCUGAUAUCGAGCAAUUACUUCAAGAAGCUGAUGAUGAGAACAAAGAUGCAUCAAUCGAGUCAACGGCUACAAAAGAAAAAACUAUCUCAAAGAGUUCAUUAUUGUUAAAGCCGAAAAUUGAAAAAUUUCAAGAAAACAAAAUUCAACCUUCUGUUGUUAAGAGAAAUAAAAAGCCACGAUCUCAACAAGUGAAAAUUGAAGCAAUUGAUUGCAAUGACAAAGACUCUAAUACGAAGGAAUAUAUUGAAAUGGAAUCAUCAGUUAUGUAUAGCGAAGAUGAAGACGAUCAACUUGAUAAUGAUGAAAAUCUUUUUGGAGAGGAGAUUUAUGAUAUCAUGGAAAUAGAAAAUGGAAGUACUGAUAAUAUCUAUGCUGAUGAAUCAGGAGGAAAACAAACGAUGACUGAUGGUGAUGAAGAAUUCAUUCUUGUGAAUUUUAAAUCAUCUAAUGACGACCUAAGUGAGAAAGAUCAACAAUUUGUUGUUGAAGAAUUAAUUGAUGAAGAGUUCCAAGUUGGAAGAACAGGUUCACCUCGUAAAAAGCAUGUUAAUCGAAUGCCGAGAGAGAUAAUUGAAAAAUAUGCGCAAUCAACUGAUAACAAUCAACAUAUGUGCAAAAAGUGUGUCAAAGUAUUCUCAACUAGAACAAAUCUUAUUCGUCAUAUCCAGUCUCAUGAUGGAUAUAAAGCUUACGUUUGCCCGGUCUGUAAAAAGGAUUCACACAAUCAGGAAGUUUAA
Messenger RNA from Clunio marinus, 783 nucleotides. The record is from the annotation of a GenBank genome assembly. NCBI's taxonomy places the organism in Eukaryota, Metazoa, Arthropoda, Insecta, Diptera, Chironomidae.